This is a messenger RNA of Tetrahymena thermophila SB210, 2052 nucleotides long. RefSeq names its product AMP-binding enzyme family protein. The transcript is spliced from 4 exons. Lineage: Eukaryota; Ciliophora; Oligohymenophorea; Hymenostomatida; Tetrahymenidae. The record is from RefSeq and is a predicted model, not a curated record.
AUGAAGUUGUUUAGGUUAGAUUUAUUUUCAUCUGAAUUCCAUUUCAACAUAAGUGGAUAAUAGAUGAGAAAAGGAACAAUUUAUGGUUUAAUAUCUUCGAUGAUAAUUAUUUCUUUUACAAUUUACUACUUAACUUAUUAACUCAUUCUGUAUUUUGGCAACAAUAUAAAUCCGAAUUACAGAUCUCAAAACUUUAUAUCUAAUGAAAUUAUAUAAAUAGAUUUAAACUAGGAUUUAAUUGGAUUCAGAUUUGAAUAUGAUGUGAACAAAAACAUAGAUAUUUUACAAAAAAAAAAUAAUUAGACAUAUUUAGUUUUUUUAGCUACCUUUUUUUAUCAAAACAAUGAUUCUUAAGAGGUGAUUUAAAUUGAUAUUAUUUAGUGCACAAAUUCCAAUUUAGCAGGAUACUACUGCUUAGAUUUUUCAAAACUAUCAAACUACACUCUUGCUCUGAGUACAAAAGAUAAUAUUCUCUCUAAUAUCAGUAUAUAAGUCUAUAGCUGCUCUGAUAUUGAUGUUUUAAAAACUUUUACUCCAGACAAUUGCGCAAGCCAAUCAGAUAUUAUUAAUAUAAUUAAUGGAUUAAAUGCAGGCUUAAAAAUUAAAUUUUUAACUUCGUAGUAUAAUACUACUUCUUAACAAAUGUAAGUUAACUACAGAACAACAUUUACAUAUCUGAUAGGUAAUUAAUACAUUUUAAGUACAUACAAAUCAUAAAAAUAAGUGACUUAGGUCAGCUAAGGCCUUUUUUUUCAGUCUGAAGUAGAGUUUUCUUCUCCAAUAUAAUAUGAAAAUUUAAAUCAAAGCUUUGAUAGAGAAUAUUCUAUAUAAUAUUUGAACUUCUACCCUUAUAUUUCAGUAGGUAUUCAAAUGGAUGAAAUUGUUCAGCAAAUAUAAAUUUAGUAUCCUAUGAUUACAUAAAUUUUGGCCUAAGUUAACAGUGUUUUCACUCUCUUAUUACUAGCAGGGAUUUUAAUUAAGAGAUUUUCUCAACACUCUAUAAAGAAAGACUUUUUUGUUCUCUUUUUGUCAAACUUCUACUAAGAUUCAUAUAUGGAUAUUUUAGAGUAAAAUAAUGUAAAUAAUAUAAAAUAAGACCGAUCAAAAUAAUAAAUCGUAGAUAAAAAAUAUUCUGCAGAUGAGUCAGAAAUCAAGGAAGAUAAAGAAAAGGAAGAUAUUUAUGACAAUAACUAAAGUUAAAUUCCUAGCUUUCUUUCAAAAAGCAAACUGUUUUUAGAUUAAAGCAAAUUUAGAUUUAAUAAAUAAAGCUAUUAACAUCAAGUACAGCGUGAUACAAAUAGUAUUGAAAAUGUAUCAUAAAAAGGUGAGGUUAAGGAAAAUUAAAUGUAAUUUCUUUAAUUCAAACAUGAGAACUAAUCAUUGAAUUGUAGUACUUUUAAUGACUCUCCUAAUCUAAAUUUUAAAGUAAAUGAAAAGGAGAAACAUAUUCCUAUUGUAAACUCAAUUUAAAAUAAAAGCUAAGUUUUUUAAAGAAAUAAUGAGACAAUGGAUCUUUCAAUGAAUUAAAAAUUGGGUAAAUCAAUCAAAGUCUAAAACCAAAUGUUAGAUGAAAGCUAUUUAGCUAUGGUUUCUUAGAAAAUUUAAGAUAAAGCAACAUUUAAAAGAGUUUAUUAACUGCUAUUUGGAUUUAGAGGAUUUUGCAAAAUAAAAGGAGAACAUUCUAAUUUAGCUUUAAGUACUAUGAAAAAAAAAAAGGUUUUUGACUCUGUGAAUAAAGAAAUAGAUAUCCUUAAACUAUAUAAAGAAAUAUUUUUGCUCAAAAAAGCUGUAAUGAUAUUGCUAGAUCAAGAAUAAUUAGCCACAAUACAACUGUUAGGCUGCUCAAAAGAUUAUCUAGACUUAGAUUUUGAUAAACAAAUAAAUAAUGAAUUAGAUGAUAGCUUAACUCAUUUUGAGAAAUAAUUUGCAAUUUCAUAAUCUGAGUAAUUGUAGAAUAAAUACAUCUAAGAAUUCUUUAAGAGAUGCACAAGUGCUCAAUAGUUAAGUAAAAUAGAUAGUCGCAUUUUAAAUUCUCUGCUAAAAAAAAAGUGA